Molecule: messenger RNA, 323 nt
Organism: Meloidogyne enterolobii
Lineage: Eukaryota; Metazoa; Nematoda; Chromadorea; Rhabditida; Meloidogynidae
Source: the annotation of a GenBank genome assembly
UCAACACCACCACCACCAUCGUCUACAACAACAACAAAAUGUUCGUCUUCAACAAGCCGUGGAAGAAGCAAGCAAUGCUCAUCAACGCUGUGUCGCUGCUCUCCGUUGUCUUUCUUCUGCUGCUGAUUGAACAAGUCAACACUGAGGGAAUCAACAUCAAGCUCGACAUGGAGGGGGAUGAUGUUCCCACGGCUUCGGAGGGAGAGAAGGAUGCUUUGUUGACUACUGACCCUCCGACUACGACCACUGAGGAUACAACCACCAAAGCCGCAACCAGCGCAACUCUGAAGAAGGAAGCGCCGCGGAGGGGAAUGGUAAAAUAA